AUGGACGCCAGUGUGGAGAUAAACGUGAAGGCUGUCAGGAGGAGCAAAGAAGACAAGAAAGUUCUUCGAAAACAGAUAAAAGCCAGUCACACUCUGCUGAAACACGAAGGCAUCAGCACAUCAUCACAGCCUACCAAGAGUUUGGUGGUGGCUAAUGGUGGCCUGGGGAACGGCGUUAGUCGAGAGGAGCUGCUUGCAGCCCUGAAAGAGAUGGGAGAGGUGGUCACACUGAUCAUGCACCCACACAAGCCCUACGCUUUUGUCACAUACAGAUCGGAAGAGAGUGCUCGGAAAGCUCACAUCCACCUCAAUGGCGAAAAGCUUCAGUGUGGGGAGAACAGCGUCACACUCUACCUCAGUUAUGUUGACUCAGUGACCUGUAAAGAGGAGGCACCAGUUACUUUGCCAGAGGGAUUAGUCUUGGUGGAAGAUUUUGUGUCUCCGGAGGAAGAGGCUCUGCUGCUUGCUGCUAUUGACUGGUCGUCUGUUAAUGAUGAUGUCACUGCUCAAAAAGCUCUGAAGCAUAGAAGAGUCAAACAUUAUGGCUUUGAGUUUCGCUACGACAACAACAACGUGGAUAAGGACAAGCCGUUAACUGCAGGUUUUACUGUUAUUCCAUUCAUAGAGUGUCUGCCUGUUCUGGAACGAUGUGUGACAAACAAACACAUCAACAUCAUGCCAGACCAGCUGACCGUCAACCAGUAUGAGGCGGGACAGGGUAUUCCUCCUCACGUGGACACUCACUCUGCCUUUGAGGACACCAUCCUGUCACUGAGCCUGGGGGCAAAGACAGUGAUGGAAUUUCGUCACCCUGAUGGUCGUCUUGUUGCUGUGGUGUUGCCAGGACGGAGCCUCCUGGUGAUGAAGGGGGAGAGCAGAUACCUCUGGACACAUGGGAUAACUCCUCGGAAGUUUGACAUGGUGCCAGCCUGCGACCCACAAUCCCCUCCUCAUGCGACGCCUGACCUCGGGACUCACAACAACCUCACUUUGAGCAAGAGGGGCACCCGUACUUCAUUCACUUUCCGCAAGAUCAGACACGAACCCUGCCGCUGUGCCUUCCCCUCUGCCUGUGACAGUCAGGGAGCUCUCUCAGCACCCUCUCCGCCUUCUCCUCCAUCACUACCCUGUUGCCAUACCGACGCAGCCCUCCUGGAGGAGGAGUAUGUGCACCGGGUUUACGAUGCCAUAGCCUCCCACUUCAGCAGCACUCGCCACUCCCCCUGGCCUCGCGUUUGCCACUUCCUGUCAUCGCUCCCACCUGGCAGCGUGCUGGCUGAUGUGGGCUGUGGAAAUGGGAAAUACCUGGGUGUAAGCCCAGAGCUGAUUGCUGUGAGUGACAUCAUGUGUUAACCAUAAUGUCUGUAAUUUUGUGAUACUUCUGUGAUCCCUGUGGGAUAAUUUCCCUUAUCACUCUGUUUGUAUUGCUACUGCUUCUUAGAUUAUCCCCACUGUAAACUGCUUAACAAUUUCAUAAGUUAUUUCUGUACAGAAUAGU
Molecule: messenger RNA, 1498 nt
Organism: Plectropomus leopardus (leopard coralgrouper)
Lineage: Eukaryota; Metazoa; Chordata; Actinopteri; Perciformes; Serranidae
Source: RefSeq, a predicted model, not a curated record